Messenger RNA from Mytilus trossulus (common blue mussel), 7923 nucleotides. RefSeq lists its product as uncharacterized. The transcript is spliced from 18 exons. Bases 256 to 4779 code for a protein of 1507 amino acids. The record is from RefSeq and is a predicted model, not a curated record. Gene Ontology annotation, molecular function: protein binding; DNA binding. Lineage: Eukaryota; Metazoa; Mollusca; Bivalvia; Mytilida; Mytilidae.
AAUAGGGGAAGGAACUCCUUCAGAAAAAUACCGGACUCAUCGCCAAAGUUAAAGUUGCAGAUUAUAUUAAAUAGUUUGAACUAGAAAAACGACUGGAUAUUAAAGCAACAUUUCAAAGAUUAGAACAUGGAAGCCAUUUUCUUCAUGUGAAUUACAGAUUUAGAAGACAAGUUGGAUCUAUUGAAUUCUGGUUAAAUGCAGCUUUAUUGCUUUGCAGAUCUUUAGGACCAGAAAAUGAGUAAAUGAUCUGAAAAAAUGGAAGAGGAUAUCAAAACUUCAGGGUCAGAUCAGGACUUCAAGGCAAUUAAAGAAUCACAAAAUGAUUCCAACAUGAAUGCUGAAUCUAAUGCAAUAAUGAAUGGAGAUACAGUAGAUGGAGGUAAUGAUGUGCAGAACACAAUAGGAGAUGGUGAAGGAGAUGGAGCAGAAAACAUUUCAGAAAACAAAUCUGAAUCCAUUACAUUCCCAUCUGAAAUGGAAACCAUUUCUGCAGAAAAGUCUGAAUCCAUAACAACACCAUCUGAAAUGGAAAGCAUUUCUGCAGAUAAAUCUGAGUCCAUUUCAACCCCAUCUGAAAUGGAAAGCAUUUCUGUUGAUCAAUCUGAAUCCAUUACGACACAAUCUGGAAUAGAAAGCAUUCCAGCAGAUCAAUCUGAAUCCAUAACAACACCUUCUGAAAUGGAGAGUGUGUCUGGUAUAGACCAAUCUGAAUCAUUGUCAACAAAAAGUGUGGCUGAAAAAGAUUGUGAAGAUGAAGGUAUGGAAACAGAUGCUGAUGUAGAUGAAAGUUUACCUGAAGAUAGCAAAUUGGAUAAGGAAAAUGGGCAGGUAAAAGAAAGUAAAAAGACUGAUGAUGAUCAUGAUGAUGACAAUGUAAAGAAUACUGAAAAUUUGAACGGUAAAGGUGAGGAAGAGGAUAAAAUUCAAUACAAUGAGAAGGAUAAAAUUGAAGAUGUUGAGGUAGAAACAGUUAAAGCGAGUGGAAAAAUUAAAAGCACUGAACCAAGUGAGGAUGAGGAAGAAGAAGAAAAUAAUCUAACAAUAGAUGAAGGUCAGGGGGAUAAAAAUAAGGAUAAAUUAUUGAAGGAAAGUCAUGUCAUGGAAGAUUCCCAAAAUGAGACUAAAGAUGAAAAUGAGAAAAAAGAUAUUUCUGCAGAGUUAGAUUCAUCGACUGGUGAAACAGAAUUUAGUCAGUUCCUGUCAAAAACUCCUCAUGAAUUAGAAGAUGCUGAAAUGGGAAUCAUUAUCAAUGACAAAGAUAUCUUGAGGCCAGAGGAUGUUUUUGGAAGAGGAAAAAGAAGUCGAACACCUAAAACUGACAAUAUUUACACUAGUGAGUUUGAGGCUGAUCCUGAUUAUAACCCAAAGGAUGACAUGAGAGCACAGAGAUUUAUGAGAGAAUCAAGAACAAAGCAAGCUAAACAAUUAUCUGAUGCGACUAUUAUUACUACUACAACAAGCAGAAGUAGAACUGGCUCACCGAAUACAAGUAUAGCUAUAGGGACACCUCUGAAGAAGCCAAAAUAUCCCAACCUUGAUAUUAAAUCAUUAGAACUUCCAGGAGAAUAUGGAUGGACAAGAGAGAUUGUAGUAAGAAAUACAUUUGAUGAUAACAAGAGAAGGCCUGCCGACGUAUAUUAUAAACCUCCUGUUGGUAAGAAAUUGAGAUCCAUGGUAGAAGUUUCAGCUCACUUGAGACAACACAAGAUUUCAGACCUUACAGAAAACAAUUUUUCCUUUAUAAAAACUCCUAUCAGUAGUGCACCAUUUGAAAGUGUAAGAAAUGCUGGCAAACCACUAAAAAUAGGAAAGAAAAAGCCAGAAAUUGUUAUAGAGAAGGAUUCUGAUGAGCCUGCUAUUCCUUUCAAUGGGGCCUCCAGUGAUACAGAAAGUCCAUCAGUAAUAACUAAGUCACCAAGAGGUAGAAAGAGAAAACAUUCUGUUGGACCUGGAAGACCAGCAAUAUCUACUAUCAUUAUAAAACAGACAAAAGAUGGGGUACCUACAAUAGAGAAGGAGGAUAAGAAAGAUGAAAAAGUACCAUUUAUGUCAGAAAUGCAGCUGCAGAUAAAGACAGAACCUGUUGACCCUGACGAACAAGAUAAAGAGGCUGCUAAAGAGGCAACCUUCCCAGAAUGCCCUCCGACAUUAGAAGAGACUAGAACUUCUCCUUCUAUGUCACCACCAAAAAAGAAGUUUUUUAAAUCAAAGGGUACAGCUAGGAAGAGUACAACACAGAAAUCAUUUAAGGCAGCAGUUAGUCCGGAGAGGUCAGAAAGGAACAAACUGGAAACACUAUGUAACUUAAACUGUCCAGGACUGACCGGUCAGCCUCCAACAUUGCAGUGUAAUGUCUGUCUUUGUAUGUUCCAUCCUAAAUGUGUAAAUCUGGGCCAAACUGUUGACUCAUUUAUAUGUUUGAGAUGUAUCAACAAGGCUUGUUCCCCUGGACCUGAUGGUUUGAUGAAUGUACAGUCUCCAGCUUUGUUAAACUGUGUCAAUAUAACACCAGGGCCCAGGUUAACACCUGUAAAUGUAGCCCCAAAAUUGACUCCAACCUCUGGUUAUUUGCCGUUAAAUAAAAUUUUAACUAAAGCAUUAUCUAACACAACAAACUUGAACUCUUCCACAUCAGUUGCAACAGUAUCUCCAUCCUCAACAACAAGUUCUGGCGGAAAUGUGAAGAUUAAAAAAGAACCAUUUGAUCCUUAUGAGAAUGAAUUACCAGGUAGUGGAGCUAGUAGUAGUGUCCUUGGAAACGUUAGAGAUUUUCUAGAGAGGAAAGCAUCAGAUAUUAAUCAAAAUCAAUCAAGCUUAAAAUAUCCUGUAUUGAAAGAAGGAUUACAGAAGCCACCUCUGACUGCUUCUACCACCACCCAGAUGAUGUAUAUACCUGUUACAACAUCUGGACCAUUGAUAUCAAGUUCACUCUUUCGUACAAGUCUUCCGAUGGGUAGUAUUCCUGCCCCAAUGGUCUACAACUCUAUACCAGGAGCUGCCGUACGACCAAUGGUAUAUCCUUCAUUGAAACCUGUGGCACCGAUAGUUCAAGAUUUCAGUAAACCAGCUCCAACUCCACAACUGUCCAUAUCAUCACCAGUAUCAUUACAGCCUCCACGUCUUAUUGCUGCUCCAGGAACAAAAUCUCAUACACCAUCAGGACUUGAUAUGAAUGGGGUCAAACAAAGUGAAACUAACAAACAAGGACAGUUACUCACACUUCCACCUGCAGUUAUCAAACGUUUGAAUUUGACUCAACCUGUGUCUCUGAAAAUUAACAACACACAAGUGACAGUGCCGCCAUCCUCUUUUUUACACACUGCGCAAGGACUUAAACUGUUUCUACCUAAAAAUACUUUCCCCGUCAAUACAGGAGAAACAGCCAAAUUGAGUGUGACUGUUACAAAUGAUAAAACAUUGAGUUUAGAUACAGAUUGUGGUAGUGGGCAGCUUCCAACGAUAGUCCCAAAUUCUAGUCGUACUUUGGCAGAAACACCAACUGAGUCUCCUAAAACUAGACAAUUUAAAUCUGGUAUUAAUCCAGCAAGUUGUUUUAUCCAGUCAUUAUAUGGAGGUUUUGACUGCAUGUUAUUAAUAUUCAAUUAUCUGAAUGUUAGAGAUCUUUUCAGGGUUGCUUCUGUUUGUAGGACAUGGAGAAAAUUAGUAAUGCAUCCAUGUUUGUGGAGAGAAGUAAACUUUAGAAAUAUGAAGAUAUCAGAUUGGGAAAAGGCAGCUAAAUAUCUUUCCAGGAGAGCAGUAGAAAUUCUGGAUUUGCGGGGAGUAAGCCAUUACGAAGAUAGAAAUAAAACAUGGCACCAGCUAAUUUCUAACAUCCACCUAUUUACCUGUGUUCAUACAAUCCACUUUGGUGCAGUGCCUGGUUCAGUGUUACAGGCUCUAUGUGAGAAGACCACACAGUUAGAAGCCCUGACAGCAGAAUGGAUUAGUGACUCCACAAAUGAACAAAUGAAGACAAAUCCAACAAAGAUAGAUAUAGGGAAAUUUUCAUCUUUAUCUGACUUAAAAUUACUGAAAUUAAGAGGCAUUUCUGGUCUUGCUCUUCCAGCAUUCUCAUUUAGUGGUGGAAUAAGUGAGCUCAAAUCAUUAAAACAUUUGCAGAAACUAUCAUUAACAACUUUAAAGGACUUUGAAUCUGAUAAAGAAUUAGAAUUCCUAACAUUGUUACCAAAUCUGAUCCAUCUGGAAUUAGGAGACUGUACAGCAUGGACACAAGAGACAUACUCAAUGAUCAGUAAAUUGACAAAAUUGCAGACAUUAAGAUUAGAAUGUGGAGGAAACAGUUAUGAGACAGGUUUACCUGACGCUCUGAGUAAUCUUACAAAACUAGAAAACCUUGAAUUAAUAGAGUUCCUGAUACCUGAGAACUUACACAAAACUUUAGAGAAGCUGGAGAAACUGAAAUCCCUGACUGUGUGGCCAGACACAUCAAAUCAGCCUGCAGCACAGGUCAAUUCCUAUACUCUAAGCACAGUAUCCAAGCUUAAAUCAUUACAACAGUUAGAAUGGGGAAUACUAAGCAAUAAUAACUCUUCCAUUAUCUUAGACGGUGAGGAUAUGAACAAACAGAAAACACAAAACAACCAGGAAUGGAUUCCAUUCUUACCAGCUUCUGACAAUGGAUAUGAUGCUUUAAGUGAAUCUUUGACAGAAUAUAUCAGUCUGGUUAACUUCAAAGAGAAGUUGACAAAACUCUUGCCAAGUACUAAGUUAAAUGUGUUCAGUGCACAGUCCAUCUCUAGAGAGGAAGUGGAUAGCUGAUUAGUUAAUUGAUUCCAGUUUUAAUGUUUAAUUUGUUUACAUUUGCACACAUUGUUUACUGAAAUAGAAAAUGUUAAAGUUUUUAAUUUAAAAAAAAAUAAUUAGAUAAUGUUUAAAAUGGGUGCUUUAAUUAGGAACAAAUCUGUUUUUAUGCUCUUUUUUUCCUCCUCAGUGCUGUAGAUAGAAGUGAUAAGUGCUUUCAAAUGGUUGCCAUGACUGAUAAAUAUUUUUCUAAAUAUCUGUACCGUAAAGUGGUUUAUUUUGAGGAAGAAUGUUCUUAUUCCUUAUUUUGAGAUUAAAUUAAUGUAAAAAUUGUGUUCUUUGUAUCUCAGUAACAAAAUUACCAAAACUAAACUAUUCAAACUUUACAAUAUGUACCUUUAUAACAGAAAGGAUUUUUUUUACUUUUUAUUUAUUGUUUUUUCUUUCAUUUUUUUGUUUAAUUAUUUAGGUUAUGCAUUGAAACUGCAAUUUGUAUCAUGGAAAUAAUUUCUGUCUACAGAUUUAUAGGUUUAAAUUAAGGUUAACUAAUACACAGAGAAGAAAAUUGUGCCAUAAUACAAUAAAAACUAGAUUUAUUAUCAAAUAUUUAUUUACAUCAAAAUAGGUCAACAUAGCAGCAACUAUAUACUCUUCAACUUUCCGAGCCAUAACCAGUUGCCUGAUUUACAAAAUUAAUCAAUUGAGACAUGUUAUAUUCUGGAAGCAGUGUAGAUUUUUUUUGCAUAUUCCAUGUCAAAUAUUUCAAUUUACAUUUAAUUAUCAAGAUUUUUUUAAGUGAAUUAUGAAAAACUUGUUAUAUUUUUUCACUUUUGGUUCUAUUUAUUAUUCCACAAAUUUGAAUUAUGAUUCAUGUUUAUGCUAUACAUGACACUUGUUUUAAACAAUACAAGAUAUAUGUAGAAAAAAAUUGAUGGGAUGUGUUCUUUCAACUUUAAAUUUUUGUUCCCACAAUAAGAUUGAACCUUUGAACUUUUGUUACCAUGUUAAUAUUGAAUCUUUGAACUCUUGUUCCCAUGGUAAGAUUGUACAUGUAACCUCUAAUUCCCAUGGUAUGUUUGAACUGUUGACCUCUUUAUCCAAGGGUAAGGUUGUACAAGUGUUUAUUGUUUGUAAUUCAUAAAAAGAUGUUCUGUGAAAUAUAAUUUCAUGGUAGCAUGUUUAUUAUAGAAUAGAUUAUCAAUGAUUCUGAUAAGGAUAAAUAGUUUCUUAUCUAUACAGUAACGAGUUUUAUCGUAGGGAUGAGCUCUUGGAUUAGAUCUUGCAUAGAAAUGUCCUCAAGUUUGAAAGACCUCAGUUAAUAUGUUUAUAACUAUAUUCCUAGACAACGUCAAUAACAGUUGGCAAAUGGCAUCAUCAGAUUCUCAGUUCUAGAUGGAAAAAUAUUUCUCAAUUGGAUAUUGUUAGAUUGAUAAAAAUAUGGCAAUAUAACAUCUAUUAAAUGAUGGAUAAAAACUUGGUCAAUAAAAAUAAAUUGAUCUUCUAAAAUAUUACUCACAAUUGCAGUUGCAGGAUAAAUUAUUUAAUGUUUUUAAAUAUCAGCUGUAUUUGAACUUGACUUGAAACCAGUUAAAUGCUUGUUAAAGCUUACAUUUUUUCUUAGUUUCAUUCAGCUUAUAUUUAAAGACACUAUACAUAUAAAAUUAUGUCUCCUUAACUUCUAGAUUUGACCUUAGGCCUGUCUUCAUAGUUAUAAAGCUGAUCAUUGCAGAGAUUAAGUAGAGGAAGGUUUAGUUCAUGUGCAUUAUUACAGAUGUUGAUAAGAUGUACUGUAUUUUUGUUUUACAUCUAACGUUACAAACAUUGUUGUUGUUUCAAUUUUUAUGUCAGUUGAACAAUUUUUGACAAAGAGAUUAUCAUGUUGUAACAUAUUGUAAAUAACUUCACACUCAUCAUAAAUAUUUGUGCAACAUUAAGCUAGAAGAGAGAUAAUACAAGCUUUUGCCAUUAGUUAUUUCUUUGUAUGACACUAUUCUUUAUUUGAGUCUCUCCAUUAUAUUAUUUGCUCUGUCUUUUAUUCUUCUUUUUUUUUCAUAAUUUUAUCCAAUCACACACUUUCACAUAAAUGAAUCAUUAUACUCAGUUAUGUCAUUACAUUAUCAUCAUCAUUGUAUAGUCCAUUGUGUAUAAGAUGAAGCAAAUGAUUUUCCAGUGCGUGUUAACAGAUAGUUGUCAGGGUUGCACAAAAAAGGGGGUAAUGGGGUUGGCAGGUAAAAGGGUGUGUAAGGGAACUUUUUGGCAGGGGAAAAAAGUUCAUAUUUUGACUAAUCUACUCUGACACUUUUCAACCCAGAUGUUUGAUAGACAUGAACAAAUUGAACACAUAUUGAAAUUUUGUAUCAAUUAUAUCAUGAAAUAUUGUUUUGAUGUUUUUAUUUACCAUUUAUUUUGCAUCUUUGUCUUUUUUUUUCAACAAACAUAUUUCAGCAAGCUCAUAAAGUUUGCACAUUUAUGAUGGUGUUUUUUUUUUACAGAUUUACUUUCCCAUUUUUUCGUACCUUCAUAUAUGUUAUUUAACUUUCCAUUUAAGACAAUUCUUCAUUAAUUUUAAAAGAAACAUUCUCAACCUUAGACCCAUUAUAUUCAGAUCAUUUAUGUUGAAUUGUGAUUUUUUUUCUGCCUAAAAUAGGUUUUAAAAAUAUAUAAUUUAUAUUUUAUGGUCCACAUUUAACACUACAAAUCUAUGCAUACUUUGCAAUUAUGGUUGAUUCAUGAUUUUGUUUUUAAAAAAAUAGAUCAAAACUUGUGUUUAAGUAAUUCUAUGAAUUUGACUAAAUGCUACAUAGUUGACAUUUAAAGACCAAUAGUUGAUCAGGUCAUUUCUAUUUUGAUGGUCACAAAAACUGGUUUAAAUUUCAUUAAAAUUCAUUAUAAAAAUCACUAAAUAGUGUAAAAGGUCAUCACACUGAUUCUUUGUAUCUGUCAUAUGAUUCAAGUAUGCAUUCUCCAUUUGAGCUGCAUGGUAACUUGAACUUAACAUUCUGAAUUUUUUUCUUGACAUAACAGUCAGGUUUGGAUAAUCCAAGAAAACAGUGCAGGUAGAAAUAAUGUUUUAAUUUAGUAUGAACAAAUAGAUUUUUACAUGAGAACAUUUUUAAUGACUAUGGUUGCAGUUGAAUUUUUACAAUAAAUACAUACUAAAUA